GGGAGGAGCUUACCAGACACUCCCACUGGCUAUAAAAAUCAAACCAACUGAAGCACUCCAGCAGAAAGCACACGUGUAUGUGUAUAGCUGGAAAAGGAAAUUCUAAACUGCAAAAAGGACAGACACACACAUUUGUAGUAUACUGGGAUUAUUUAACCACUAAAAAGGAUAAAGAGGUUCACUUAUUAAUCAUGUGCACUCAAAUUAAACUGAAAUUAUAGAACACUGGGUUUGCCUUUAAAAAAAACCCCAAAAAACCACACAACACGGUACCACAUACUGGUGUAUUUAUUAAACAUAUUGUAUAUGCAAGGGGUUCUAGUUUAGAAAGAUAAAGAUGUCCUUUGCGAUGCUGCGCUCUGCCCCCGGCAGGUUCCUCUACUCUGAGAUCAGCAUGCUCUCCGAGGACGAGGACGGUGGCAGCGAGAGCUCGGGCUCCGACGACAAGUCCUUCCUGCUGGAGGGCCCUGGCUACGAGAUCAAGGUGGGAGGCAAACGGAAAUCAGGCAACCGGAGGGUCACCCAGCAGAUUGUAGUGGGAGAAACGCGGCAGAGGAACGCGGCAAACGCCCGUGAGCGAGACCGCACCAACAGCGUGAACACGGCCUUCACUGCGCUCAGGACCAUGAUCCCCACAGAGCCCGCCGACCGCAAGCUCUCCAAGAUCGAGACCCUGCGCCUGGCCUCCAGCUACAUCUCUCACCUGGGCAACGUGCUGCUGGUGGGGGAGGCGUGCGGAGACGGGCAGCCCUGCCACACAACCUCCUCAUACUACCAGCACAGCAGCCCCGGCAGGGACAGCGAUGGCUCCCAGCCCAAACACAUCUGCACCUUCUGUCUCAGCAACCAGAGGAAAAUGAGCAAAGAUAGAGACAGAAAAACAGCCUUACGAAGUUAAUAGUAAACAGUAAAACAAAUUAAGAAAAUAAUGAUCACAUGACAAAAACUUGUGUAUGUGAACUGAUAAUAAUAAUAAUAAUAAUAAUAAUAAUAAUAAUAAUAAUAAU
This is a messenger RNA of Polyodon spathula (Mississippi paddlefish), 1007 nucleotides long. It is a transcript of the gene scxa, whose product is annotated as scleraxis bHLH transcription factor a. The coding region runs from base 338 to 898 and encodes 186 amino acids. Gene Ontology annotation, biological process: regulation of transcription by RNA polymerase II; developmental process. NCBI's taxonomy places the organism in Eukaryota, Metazoa, Chordata, Actinopteri, Acipenseriformes, Polyodontidae. The transcript has 2 exons. The record is from RefSeq and is a predicted model, not a curated record. Gene Ontology annotation, molecular function: protein dimerization activity; RNA polymerase II transcription regulatory region sequence-specific DNA binding; DNA-binding transcription factor activity, RNA polymerase II-specific.